GUCCUCCUAGGGGUUUUCGAGCUCGUGUUUGCGUCGCCCUCCGAAUUCGUUAACGGUGAACAAUGUAGCAGCCGACGACGGCGACGUUUCAUCACCGGGAGGACAUUUAAAACGAACCCCCACCGGGACCGCUCGCUGAACGGAUGUUAAAUCUCAUAAUUUCAUUGGAGGUCAUUUUAACCUGAAAUCCCCCUUCUCAUUGGGAUCUAGAAAAGAGAAUAUUUGAUUCGUGGAUAUUUUGUCGGACAAAUCUAACCGCAAUGUAACGGCAUUUUUAGAGUGGUAAGCUGUCUUUCUAAGAGUGGAUGUCCGUUAUUGUUCGAUGAGAUGUGAGAGAGUUGUGAUUUCUGCUGCAGUCCUGCUGGUUUAACCUACAUGGGCUGUAGAAGGAACAAUAGCCUACAAUCUGUGGCUGAAUAGGUCGUUUGGCGGUGCGACCGCUAGGUUUCAGUGGAUAAGUGUUCACAUUGCAAAAUGAGACUUGGCUACAUUCACACAUAGUUUGGAGCAGAAUAUGGAUUUUUCUGUCGUCCUGGCUAAGAGUUGGGAAUGCGGUAAUGGAGAACCGGAAUAAUCCAAUACCACCAAUACCACUCGUGGCUGGAAGAAACGAAUAGACCCGUGGGAACGAGAAUGUUGGCGGCCCUGGAAAUUGUAGGCUGCAACACCGUAAAUCAAUCAACGACUGACUGAGUAAACGAAGUAUUGCUGAUUUGACCGUGGCGUCGGUCGACGGUACCAUAAAACAAACCGUCAAUAACGGAUAAUCGAUAUUUGAAUUGAUGACGGAAUCACAUCGAUGAUAACAACCCAUUCGGCGCACUACACUACUCCACGUUCAGAAGAGAAUCGUAGCCUAUGCGUGGGCGUUGUAAGCAGUGUUGUUGACCGGAGAGGACACAUAUUUCGGGCUGACAGAUUGGUAGUGACACCGGCGGGUCUCUGUGUGUGAGAGGAUGGCAGCGGUAGUAAACUACUCUCCCCCAUGGUGGGUCAACCUUCUCCACCGCCUCCCCCACUUCAACCUGCACUUUGAGACGGUCAGCAGCGACUUCAGCCCCGAGGACUCAGAGUACCAGAAGUCGGUGCUGUUGCUAGGCGGAAUAGCGUUGGUGUGUCUGGCUCUGGACCUCCUCUUCCUCCUCUUCUACUCUUUCUGGCUGUGCUGCCGACGACGCAAGAACCAUGACGACACACACUCUCACUCACACACACACCAGCCCCCCAACCCUGACUGCUGCUGUACCGCCUGGUGUGUCAUCAUCGCCACACUCGUUUGCAGUGCCGGCAUUGCCGUGGGUUUCUAUGGAAACGGGGAGUCAUGUGACGGAGCCAACCGACUGGCGUAUUCUCUACGGCACGCCAACCGCACUGUGGCAGGGGUCGACAAACUGGUGACGGACAGUGCCCUGUCUCUGAACCAGACAGUGGAGGGAGGUCUGGUCCAGUUGGAGACGGCCUACUCUGAACAGACUGACUAUGUGUCUAUCGUCCAGAAGCUCCAGGGUCAGCUGGAUGAACUGGUCAGACUCAUGGUGGACAUCCCCUUCUGGAGUAACUCUGAUAUCUCACUAGAAGACCUGGCCAUCAAGACUGAAGCCUUUGACUGGUACAGGUGGCUGGUAUACCUGACUCUGCUGCUGUUUGAUGUUCUGAUCUGUCUGCUGGUUCUGUUCGGACUGAUACGCAACUCUAAAGGCACUCUGAUUGGGGUGUGUUUGUUGGGUGUUCUGACUCUCAUCAUCAGCUGGGGGUCUCUGGGACUGGAGCUGGCAGCUGCCGCGACGGCCAGCGACUUCUGUGUUUCCCCGGACACCUACAUCACCAGGGUAACCAAGGAGAACGCUGUCAUCAACCAAGAUAUCCUGCAGUAUUACCUGAGGUGCAGCAGUGGCCAAUCAAAUCCUUUCCAGCAUAAGCUGUCUGGCAGUCACAAAGGCCUGGUUGAGAUGCAAGAUGACGUGGCAGAACUACUACAGUCAGCUAUAAGGGAUUACCCCAACACCAAGGGGACUCUGGAACAGAUUCAGACUGUAUUGAACUCUACGGAGGUUGGCCUUCAUCAACUCACUGCUCUGGUCGACUGUCGCAGCCUGCACAUGGACUAUGUCCAGGCUCUAACAGGGUUGUGUUAUGAUGGAGUGGAGGGGCUGAUCUACCUGGUGCUGUUCUCCUUCGUCACAGCUCUCAUGUUCUCCUCCAUCGUCUGCAGUGUGCCACACACCUGGCAGAGCAAGAGGACGGAUGAUGAGGAUGGAGAAGACGAGUCUGCUGCCCAAGGCAAUCGGGGGGCGGGUCCUCAUGAUAACCUGUACCGCGUGCACAUGCCCAGUCUCUACAGCUGUGGUAGCAGCUACGGCAGCGAAGCUAGCAUCCCCGCUACGGCCCACACUGUCAGCAAUGCCCCUGUCACUGAGUACAUGACCCAGAACGCAAACUUUCAGACCCCCAGGUGUGAGAACACGCCUCUGAUUGGCAGGGAAUCCCCUCCACCCUCUUACACCUCGAGUAUGAGAGCCAAGUAUCUGGCCACCAGUCGACCGGACCAGAACCGACGGUCAGUCCCCAAUGACCAGUUGGACCCGGCCAGCCGUCCACAUCCCCUCACCAGACCACAGUCAUCUGUCCAUUAGAACCUUCCAGAACCUACCAAAACCUUCUAGAACCUAUUAUAACCUACCAGAAUCUUCUAGAAAGAACUCAUCAACCAAAAAAGAACGAGAACCAAUUUUCCAUUCCACUAAAGAACCACAACCCACUAGAACUACCAACUCCUUAGAACCUGUUGACACAGUAGUCCUCUUAUAGAACCAGAAGCACUAAGGAUCAUAACCACCUCCUCAGCCCACUAAAAGAAUACUUCUCAGAUUCACCUGAACAGACCACAGUGGGUUGAAAAGCAGAGCCAACCAACGGACCAAGCAGCCCAACUCACCAGAACAGAAACUCAUCUCAUCAGCCAACCAACACCAACCUACCUACAGACUCCAGAAGAUCACCAUGAACCUUGUAGAUCUCACCCCCCCACCUCUCCUCAGCUCCCCAGCUCCAUCUCCGCUACAACUAUCCCACAGUCCCACUCAGCUCUACACCAGCUCAAACUGGAUCCUCCACCUCUUUACUAAGUAUACUGCCCUCUGGUGGUGACUGCCGGUAUGAGCAUGUUUACUAAGUAUACUGCCCUCUGGUGGUGACUGCCGGUAUGAGCAUGUUUACUAAGUAUACUGCCCUCUGGUGGUGACUGCCGGUAUGAGCAUGUUUACUAAGUAUACUGCCCUCUGGUGGUGACUGCCGGUAUGAGCAUGUUUACUAAGUAUACUGCCCUCUGGUGGUGACUGCCGGUAUGAGCAUGUUUACUAAGUAUACUGCCCUCUGGUGGUGAUUGCCGGUAUGAGCAUGUUUACUAAGUAUACUGCCCUCUGGUGGUGACUGCAGGUGUGAGCCCCCCCCCCACACACACACACACACGCACACACACACACCCUGUAUAGAACUGUAAAUAGUGAAAUAGUAUGAGUUACAUUCUGGAGGAAGACUCAACUGAAACAUGGUGGUAUAUAGAUGUAUUUAGAGUGUGUGUUUCCAAGGACUGAGGCUGUAUCACAUUCUAGGCCACACACACACACACACAGACACACACACACACACACACACACACACACACACACACACACACACACACACACACACACACAGAGGCCUGUACGUGUGUGUACCUCUCUCUACUCUACCUGCCUCUGUAAACAACCCUCCUGCCACUAGGACACCGAAUCUGACUGCAAAACGGCCCCUGCACUCUGCAAAACGCUCCAACAUUCCUGUAACAUCUGGUGUUUUUAACUUUACUGUUGUGCAGGGCUGUUGUGCAGACAGACCAUGUGGCCUGAAAGUGAUUCAGAAAGCCAUGUUGUGGAGUAACCACUCUCUGUGAUGUCUGAAUUAAACUGUAGGUAGAUUUAGCCACCACUGUACAGCAGUGACGUGUUACAUUUAGCCUGUGUAAGAGCCACGUUAACUAACUACACGUAUGACUACAACUUGAAUCGUGAGCUCUCUUGAGUGUGUUCUGUGUUCUGUGUGUUUGCGUGCGUCUAACGCACAUGUAAAUAUGAGUCCAGGACCGAACGGAACAUGGUGGAAUUCCAAACAUUCUGAAAUCAGAUUCCAGAGAAACAGUUUGCAUUCCCAAACUAACUCUGGGACUGAAUGAAAAGACGAAAGGACAUGGGAGAGCUCACCUGUGGGCUCAUAACUCUGUAUAAUGAGGGAUGUUGAACUCUCCUAAACUAAAGGACAUGGGAGAGCUCACCUGUGCCAAAAUAACUGAAUAUUGAGGGAUGCUGAACUCUCUUUAUCUCGUCAUUCCUUUUUUUAGUUCCUUAAUUCUCAGAAAGGGAAAAUAAAUCCUGGAUAAUGUUGGAUCAUACAGUGAAAGACAGAGAAAGACUUUUAAAAUAAAAUGUGUUUUUAAUUUAGUUAAAAAAUGUAACUUGAUAAUGAAGCAUUGGGUGCUGUGACCAACUUUCUCUUAAAAAAAAAAUGUUUACUUAUUAUUUCGUCAAACAGGGAUCUUCUUUAACGACCUCAGACUAAAGGUCACGAUGAGGUUAGAGGUCACAACCUUUCUCAAACAGGAAGUUUUUUUCUUCUUCUCAGAAGCACAAACGAUCUUCGAGGUGACUAUGGGAGACGGAAAAGAAGAACACCCACGCGUUGAUGUAAAGUGUGUGCGCUGUGGGAACACUUAAAGCCUCGUGAAACAUGAGCUCUUGUCCUGUUUCACGGUGAAGUGAAAGGAAACGUGAGCGGUGCAGCGGUCUGUCUCCUUAUCCAGGUUAGGGGCCGACCAUAGUUAGAUAGAGGACUCUCUAAAAACCCUCUUACUUUACUAGGUACUCUAUCUAACUCCAUGGGGCUGCCAGUAGUUUAUCUCUAGGGGCCGACCAUAGAGUAAGAUAGAGGACUCUAAAGUUCAGUCUUAAUUUACUAGGUACUCUAUCUAACUCUAUGGGUCUGCCAGUCGUUCUCUCUCUCGCUACUAUGUGCUGUGAAGUGUAUGAUGAUAAUAGUGUAGCUGUAAUCUCUCUCAUCACUCUUGUGUGUGAUGCUCGUCCAGUGUAGUCUUGGUAUUGCUCUCUUCUCUCCUGUGUGUGCUGUCUGUCUGUACGUACAGUACAGUGGUCUGUGUGUGUGGUUGCCAGCAAAUUAAGGGUCGUUACUAUUAUUCAAUCUUUAUCUAAGAAACACACACACACACACACUAACAUUCAUUGCAGACCCACACAUUGCAGACAUACACACACAUACACACUAUUCUUUAUUUCUAGCCAUUGUCCUGAGAACUGUCACUCACACACCAUAGAACUACAGUACCCAUACACCCUCACUCCUGUAAUUUGACACUGGUUAGCGUUUUGCAUCAUGGGAAAUGUAGUGUAUUAACUAGAGGGAUUUCCAGUUAAUGGGAGAAAGAGUCCAUAGGAAUGAUCGUUCAAACGAUCUUGAUUAACUCGCUCUGGGUAGAAGUUGCCUUUAAUCACAGAUCUAGGAUCAAUUUACUCUCCCAUUAUCCUAAUCUUAACCAUUAGGCGGAACACAAAACAUUUCUUAGAUCAGUGUCUAGGAAGCAACUUCAUCCUACCAUGACAAGCUCAGUGUGUGUGUGUGUGUGUGUGUGUAUAAUUUACUGUGAAUGAAAGACCACUUCUCUGUCGUUUUCAGCGAGACAAUCGUUACUGGCGUGAUUCCACUCGUUUUUAAUGUUCUGUUUAUCACGUCACCAUGACAACGCUACCUAUACUACGGCGUUUGCACGACGGGAGAGGACCAAAAAAAAUACUGUUGGAAACUAAGAACCAAUGGCCUUUUCUUAAACUUGUAACAAUCUAAUAACGCUUCAUAUCACACGUUUUAAUUUGUCUGUCUUCUAAAAAAUGAAUCAUAAAAAAACAACAAUAGCUAGCUCUUUUGUAGGCUAAUAAUAAUAAUUAUUAUUAUGGCAAGAGCACCAUUUGUUUUCUGUUUUUCUUUAUAAUAAUGCUGAAUGACUGUCUUGAAUUGCAUUUUUUUUUUAUAAAACCGUACUGUAGACAUGUUCAUUUUUUUGAUGGUUGUUUUUAUGUCCCCGGCGACAACGGUUUACUAAGAUGAUAAUACUGUCUGUUCUAAACUGUGGUGGUGACAUUAUUGAGCCUGGAAUCCAUGUUUUAAAAACACAAUUAAAACAACUUUAACUGA
This is a messenger RNA of Salmo salar (Atlantic salmon), 6237 nucleotides long. It is a transcript of the gene ttyh3b, whose product is annotated as tweety family member 3b. Gene Ontology annotation, molecular function: volume-sensitive chloride channel activity; intracellularly calcium-gated chloride channel activity. NCBI's taxonomy places the organism in Eukaryota, Metazoa, Chordata, Actinopteri, Salmoniformes, Salmonidae. The record is from RefSeq and is a predicted model, not a curated record. Gene Ontology annotation, cellular component: plasma membrane.